AUGGCGACCAUGGUCGAUGCCGCUCGCCCGGCCCUGGUGAGCGAUGCAGAUCUCAUGCAAGCACGAGCCGCUCUCCAGCACCAGCAAUCCAGCGAGAUCUCCGUCCCCCGCGAAUUCAUCAGCCUCAUCGUCGAAGAACUCAUUUACCGCCGCGAUGCCCAUUCCUCCAUCGCAAAGAUCGAACAUGAAUGCUCCCACCUUCGAAAAGAGCUUCGCAAACACACCCACAUCAAUGAAGCUUUUCAGAAAGAGUUACGGGAGAUCGGCGAAAUCAUUACACAGGUCGCCCACGGUGAUCUCUCACAGCGGGCCCGCAUGCACCCGUUGGAAAUGUCGCCUGAUAUCGCCACCUUUAAGCAGACAAUCAAUACCAUGAUGGACCAGUUGCAGGUCUUCAGUCAAGAGGUGUCGAAAGUCGCCAGGGAAGUGGGCACCGAGGGUGUUCUCGGUGGUCAGGCGAAGAUCGAGGGCAUCCAAGGCAUUUGGCAUGAGCUGACGGUUAACGUGAAUGCCAUGGCCAAUAACCUCACUACCCAGGUCCGCGAUAUCACUACCGUCACUACCGCUGUUGCCAAGGGAGACUUGCAGCGCAAAGUGCAAGCGGACUGCAAGGGUGAGAUUCUGCUACUGAAGAAUAUAAUCAACUCGAUGGUGGAUCAGCUACGGGAGUUUGCAUUCGAGGUUAGUCGAGUUGCUCGCGAGGUCGGGUCCGACGGCGUGCUGGGUGGUCAAGCCGUAGUGCACGGCGUGGAGGGUACCUGGAAAAAUCUCACCGAGAACGUGAAUCGCAUGGCAUCGAACUUGACGCAGCAAGUCCGCGAGAUUGCCGAUGUGACCACUGCCGUUGCACGAGGUGAUCUGACGAAGAAAGUGACUGCAGAUGUGAAAGGAGAAAUUUUGGAUUUGAAACUUACGAUCAAUGCGAUGGUUGAUCGGUUGAACCAGUUCGCGUUCGAGGUCAGUCGAAUGGCCCGAGAAGUAGGAACAGACGGCACGCUGGGUGGACAAGCAAAGGUUGAAAAUGUCGAAGGUCGCUGGCGAGAUUUGACAGAUAACGUCAACACCAUGGCGCAGAACCUGACGCUCCAGGUUCGACAAAUUUCCAACGUGACACAGGCUAUCGCGCGCGGAGAUCUCAGUACCAAAAUCGAAGUUCACGCGCAGGGUGAAAUUUUGACACUCAAAGAAACGAUCAACAGCAUGGUAGAUGGAUUAGGUGAGUUCGCACGCGAGCUCAAAGGUGUAGCGAGAGACGUCGGCGUCAAUGGUAAACUCGGCGGACAAGCGAAUGUUGCCGGAUCACACGGAAUUUGGCGAUCGAUCAGUGAAGAUGUCAAUACGAUGGCAGACAACCUGACUUCGCAAGUGCGCGCAUUCGGCGAGAUCACCGAAGCAGCAAUGAGUGGCGAUUUCACCAAGUUGAUCACGGUUUCUGCCUCCGGAGAAAUGGAUGAUUUGAAACAGAAGAUCAAUAAAAUGAUCUCGAGUCUGCGCGACAGCAUUCAGCGCAAUACCGCUGCGCGUGAAGCGGCAGAGCUAGCAAAUCGAAGCAAGUCUGAAUUCUUGGCCAACAUGAGUCAUGAGAUCAGAACACCAAUGAAUGGGAUCAUUGGACUCUCAAGUCUGGCACUCGACACGGAUGAGCUCCAAGCACCUGUCAGAGAGACUUUGAAUAUGGUCCACAACCUUGCCAUUAGUCUGUUGACCAUCAUCGACGACAUACUUGACAUCUCCAAAAUCGAGGCAAACCAUAUGAUGAUCGAGAAGAUGCCAUUCAGUCUUGGCUCAACGGUCUUCAGUGUGCUGAAAGCUCUCUCAGUCGAGACCAAUGAGAAAGCACUUGGAUUGGUUUAUACUGUGAGCGGAGAAGUUCCCGACUACCUGAUCGGAGACGCAUACCGAUUAAGACAGGUGAUGUUGAACCUUGUCGGGAAUGCAGUCAAAUUCACAGACCAUGGCGACAUCAAAGUCGAAAUCAAACGAGCCAACGAUGAAAAGUGUGCUGCCGACGAGACAGCGUUCCAAUUCUCCGUCUCAGAUCCGGGCAUUGGCAUCGACGAAAGCAAGCUCGGGAUGAUCUUCGAUAAGUUCCAACAGGCAGACGGUUCGAUGACUCGACGCUUCGGCGGCACAGGGCUUGGCCUGGCAAUUUCGAAACGACUUGUCUCUCUCAUGGGUGGCGAUAUCUGGGUGACCUCAAACGUAGGCCACGGAAGCACAUUCUCAUUCACCUGUCGCGUGAAGCUCGCCCAGCCCCCACAGAGCUUUGCCGACCAGCUCGUUCCUCACAAGGGGAGAAGGGUUCUCUUCCUUGACCAUGGUCUGACACAAAGCUUCCCAAUACUAUCAGUGUUGACGGACCUCGGGUUAGACCCCAUGGUUGUGACAGAAGAACAGCUAGCAUGCGGUCAGUUCCAAGGUGACUGGGCCUGCUCUUUCGAUGCCAUCCUUGUUGAAAAUCUGGAAACUGCUGCCAAGCUCCGCUCAUGCACGAAUCUCCAACCAAUCCCGCUGGUCAUCACGUCACACGAAGUCUCAUUAGCGCUUCGAGCUGCCGGUGAACUCGGCAUCACAUCGUACAUCACAGUACCCUGCCGCCCCAUCGAUCUAUGGAGUGGCAUUCUACCUGCCCUUGGGAAUCGCGCAACUCGUACGCCGUCAGGAUACACGCGAUCACUGGCAAUCCUCCUCGCAGAAGAUAACGACGUCAAUCAAAAGGUAGCAGUGCGCAUCCUAGAAAAGUUCAACCACACUGUCACCGUCGUCGAAAACGGUCUUCAGGCCGUGAAAGAAGUCCAACUGCAUCGCUACGAUGUGAUCCUUAUGGAUGUCCAAAUGCCUGUGAUGGGCGGUUUUGAAGCAACAGGGAAUAUCAGGCAGUACGAGAAAAUGAAUGCACUGCCUCGAACACCCAUCAUUGCUCUUACCGCACACGCCAUGCUGGGUGAUCGCGACAAGUGCAUAUCAGCCGGCAUGGAUGACUAUCUAUCCAAGCCCUUGGAUUCUGGUCGCAUGAUGCAGACGAUUUUGAAAUGCUCGGAUAUGAACAUCCCUUCAUUAACUGCCAUUGAGGGUUGA
Penicillium brevicompactum is the source of this 3078-nucleotide messenger RNA. Its product is annotated as CheY-like superfamily. Gene Ontology annotation, molecular function: phosphorelay sensor kinase activity. Gene Ontology annotation, cellular component: membrane. Gene Ontology annotation, biological process: cellular hyperosmotic response; phosphorylation; phosphorelay signal transduction system. The coding region runs from base 1 to 3078 and encodes 1025 amino acids. The transcript is spliced from 2 exons. NCBI's taxonomy places the organism in Eukaryota, Fungi, Ascomycota, Eurotiomycetes, Eurotiales, Aspergillaceae. The record is from RefSeq and is a predicted model, not a curated record.